Ostrea edulis (European flat oyster) is the source of this 3331-nucleotide messenger RNA. RefSeq names its product phospholipase ABHD3-like. The record is from RefSeq and is a predicted model, not a curated record. The coding region runs from base 87 to 1274 and encodes 395 amino acids. Gene Ontology annotation, molecular function: monoacylglycerol lipase activity; acetylesterase activity. Lineage: Eukaryota; Metazoa; Mollusca; Bivalvia; Ostreida; Ostreidae. Gene Ontology annotation, biological process: medium-chain fatty acid catabolic process; medium-chain fatty acid biosynthetic process. The transcript is spliced from 10 exons.
UGGUACAACCUACUUAAUAAGAGUAAGCGUAUCACGAACCCGGCGUCUUUACAGACGAUCUGAUAAAUUUUCCAGGUCAACUGAAAAUGGGUGAAAAGGAAGGAUCUGGGACACUCUUGGAAAAUAUUUCUAGUUUAUCAAUCGUUCUGUUUUUCAUAAUUUCCUACUUAACCUACUAUCUCCUCUUUGUUGUCAAGAAACCACGUCUAGCAUGCAAAGACAAAAAAUUUAGAAAUUUUCUUCUGGAUUACUGUCCCAUUCUACAUGAAAAAUUUAAGCCAACAAUUUGGUGCUUUGAAUCAAGAGCUCAAACAAUCUUCAGAUCUAUUGUGAAAUCUUCUCCAAAGGUUUCAUUUGAAAGUGAGCUGGUUCUCCUGCCGGAUGGAGGACAAUUGUUGCUUGAUUGGUUUGACAACAGUGAAUCAGAAUUUAAGGACAUAAGAACUCGUCCUACCGUCAUCUUGUUGCCUGGACUUACAGGAACCAGUAAUGAAUCUUACAUCACACAUCUGGUUCAUCAAGCUGCUCAACAUGGAUAUAGGUCUGUUGUAUUCCAUAACAGAGGAAUGGGAGCACAGUUACUGACACCUAAGACUUACUGUGCAGCUAACGUGGAGGAUCUAACAUACGUGAUAAACCUUCUUAAGGAGCGUUUACCUGAAGCACCAUUUAUUGGGGCAGGAGUGAGUUUAGGAGGGAUGAUUUUAUUUAACUACCUUGCCAAGCUUGGUGACCAGUGUAAACUUGAGGCCGGCAUGUGUAUAUCUGUCGCCUGGAAUGUGUUCGAGUCUGUCUUGGAGAUAGAGAAGCCGGGACUGAAUCGUCAUGUACUCAACCGAAUACUCGCAAAAGGACUGGUCAGUCAUGUCAAAAGCAAUAUGGCACUUUUUGACAAGCAUUUGGAGGACAUUGACCAUGUGUUAGAGUCGUCCACCAUUCGUGAGUUUGACUCGAGGUUUACGGCCAAGAUGUUUGGGUAUCCCUCCUGUGAGGACUAUUACCACGAUGCUACGCUCCACAACAAAAUUCACGCUCUGCGAGUUCCUGUCCUUGUACUCAGUGCAGAAGAUGAUCCGUUCUCUCCUUCUCAUGCAAUACCUGCAGAGGAAGCAGAACAGAAUGACAACAUUGCCAUAGUGAUUACAUCUCAUGGCGGCCAUAUUGGAUUCAUGGAGGGGUUCUUUCCUCGACACGAAAGCUACAUGGACAGAUUGUUUUCUCAAUAUGUCAAGGCCAUCUUCACUCAUGGUCCAGAACACCUUAAGCAGAAUUAAGUUGAUCACUCUUUACAAUCUCAAAGCAAUCAGAUUUAUCACUGAUUGGUAAAAAAUUGUCACUUUAGUAAUUUUGUCACAAGUGAGAAGUUAGUAGAAUGCAUUCUUGUACAUUUAAAUGUAAGGUUUAGAAUUUUUACCAAUACAUGAUAGUAUCACCAAUAUUUUCAAUUUAUUCUGUAGAUACAUGUUUAGACUUUUAAUUAUGGAGUUCAUGAUCAGCAUUUUAUAUGGUUUGUAAAUCCAUCCAAUCUAAUUAAAAUUAGAUCCUAUGAUCCGCUCAUCUACUAUUGAUAGUACUCAUCUACUAUUGAUAGUAGAUGAGCGGCUAUAGGAUUGUAAAUUAGAUUGUAAAUCCAUCUGAAGUAAUUCCAUGAGUUAUAACUUAAAACCACACAUUGUGCAUGUUGAAUUUAUCACAAAGAUGCUACAAAUUCAUCAGAAUAUUUCCAUUUACACUGUACCUAUUGACAAUCCUGUUACGUUAUCAAAUUGUGAACUACUCAGUUAAUCACUUUGUUAUUAGUUUAAGUUUUAAAGUUUAUAUUCCUGACAACAGGGCUAAAAAAAAGUUUUAAGUGUUUUAUUCAUGUUUUGUCCAUUUAUUUGUUGUAUUGUGAUUUUAUCCCAGAUAUAGUAUACCCAGUAUAAUACACUUGUACAAAGAGACUCUUGUCUGUACAAUGCAUGUGUAACAGGAAGGGAGAAAAUGCAACGGACCAGACCGGGAUUCGAACCCGGACCCCCUGAAUCUCUAGUCAGGUGCUCUACCAACUGAGCUAGCCGGGCCACCAGCGAUUGAACCCGGCUGACUGCUACACAUGUUUAACAAAGACAGUAUUUGUCUCUGCUAGGGACCAAACAUUGGGCCUCUGGCACAACAGCCCAGUGCUCUACUAAUGAAGCUAAAGGUUCAAAUCAAUCAGUAAAGACCUAGACUGGCCAGAAGUCUUAGUGUCGAUUCUCAGCAGAGGCGAAUGUUGUGUCUGUAAGAGGUCUAACCUCGUUACAAAUCGGCACCCAUGUUACUACUGAGGGUGUGUACAGUGCACAUCACCAAAAGUCCAUUCAGUCCUGGCUGUAAGGUAACCUGGACAUACACUGUCAAUACUGUCUCAGUACUGAUGGAGGAUUUGUAGAACAUUGCUCAAACAAAUUGUAAAUGAAGAGGAGUAAAUUAGAGUGAAAAGAGGAAAAACAUGGUUCAAGCCCAGGGAUUGUUCACAAAGGUCUUUUUUGGAAUGUUCAUAGAUCUAUUCCAAUGCAAAAUUUAUAUAAUCUUUUUUUAUAUUUAUAGUAUACAUAUUUCAAGACUAUGUCAAAACAAUAUCUUACAGUUUCAGUGAGAGUUGUUUCCCUUUUCUUGCAAACAAGGGUUUUUGAUUGUGAUGUAUGACCCAGAUGGUAUUAUUUCUGUAUAAAUGGCAGUUAUAUGAACAAAAGUAUGUGUCCACUAAAAUUCAGUCUAGAAAUAGAGAAAAUCAUUGUUAACAAUGUAUAGGACUCAAUUAUGAAAAGCAGUCAAAUUGGGUUUUUAUGUCUCAAAAUAUAGACUUAAGAAAUGUAAUGUAAUUGUAAGAGUGAAAAGUGUUUAAUUGUUUAUCAUGAAGUAAGAUGAAAUGGUAUAUCCAGAGAUGUUUAUGAAUUAUGCAAUGAUUUUUAUAGUUACUAUAUUGAUUGCUGUCUUCUUGAUGUUAAAGAUGUACUUGCAUGAUCUACUAAUGUGUUGAACCAGGGUGUUAUGUAUACCUCAUACAUUUUGUUGAAUUGUAUAGCUCCAGGAUCAAAUAAGACUUAUUUAAUGUGAUACUGAAAUCUGAAUGAUAUGGCAGGUUUUGAAGGUGCUUUAUAUUUAAUGUGUUAUUGUGGUAGAAUCAUUCUAUGUCAUAAUGAGUCACUGUUUCACAUUAAAUCUUGCCAAAUUGCUUAAAUAUUUCAUUUUUAAACACGGGAAUUGAAAGUACAAUGUGUUUUUUAUGCUUAUAUUAUUCAUAUUUUAAUUCUGUUGUCAUUUUACACUUUUAUGAAAUGGAUAAUAAACGUCAUUUUAGUUUUAA